Molecule: messenger RNA, 1368 nt
Organism: Saxophila tyrrhenica
Lineage: Eukaryota; Fungi; Ascomycota; Dothideomycetes; Mycosphaerellales; Extremaceae
Gene: aat2
Product: Aspartate aminotransferase, cytoplasmic
Exons: 2
Coding region: 1-1368 (455 amino acids)
Biological process (GO): L-aspartate biosynthetic process
Cellular component (GO): cytosol
Molecular function (GO): pyridoxal phosphate binding; L-aspartate:2-oxoglutarate transaminase activity
Source: RefSeq, a predicted model, not a curated record
AUGUCACCUUCAAACACAAACCUCACCCCACCCUCACAACAACCCGAGAAGAAACAAUCCAUCGACCGACUACAACAGCUAAACGCACAGAUGGGCUCGAUCGAUUCACACGCGGACGUCUCUGCGUUCGGCGACAAGAAUGUCGUCCCACAAGCGCCAGAGGACCCAAUGUUCGGGUUGAUGGCAGCAUACCGUAGGGACGAGGACCCAAACAAGGUGGACUUGGGCAUUGGAGCGUACAGAGACAACAGCGGCAAGCCGUGGAUCCUGCCCGUGGUGAAGCAGGCCGACGAACUCCUCCGCCGCGACCCCAACCUCAACCACGAAUACCUCCCCAUCUCCGGCCUGGCCGACUUCACCGCCGCCUCGCAAAAGCUGGUCUUCGGCGAGAAAUCCCCCGUCGUCACCGAAAAGCGCGCCGUCUCCUACCAAACCAUCUCCGGCACAGGCGCCCUGCACCUCGGCGGCCUGUUCCUCUCCAAAUUCUACAACCCGCCCAAUGCAGAAGCCAAAACCAUCUACCUCAGCAACCCCACCUGGGCCAACCACAACCAAGUCUUCGGCAACGUCUCCAUCCCCACCAAAACCUACCCGUACUUCUCCCGCGAGACCUGCUCCCUCGACUUCGACGGCAUGAUGUCCACCCUCAAAUCCGCCCCGUCCGGCGCCAUCAUUCUCCUCCACGCCUGCGCCCACAACCCCACCGGCGUCGACCCCACGCAGGACCAAUGGAAGCAAAUCGCCGCCGUCAUGAAAGAGCGCCACCUCUUCCCCUUCUUCGACACCGCGUACCAAGGAUUCGCCUCCGGCUCGCUGUCUAGAGACGGCUGGGCCAUCAACUACUUCGUCGAGCAGGGCUUCGAGCUCCUCGUCGCCCAAUCCUACGCCAAGAACUUCGGCCUCUACGGCGAGCGCGCGGGGUGCUUCCACUUCGUCACUGCGCCCUCCCAGAACGCCCAAGACACCGUCUCCCGCGUCGGCUCCCAGCUCGCCAUCCUGCAACGCAGCGAAAUCUCCAACCCGCCUGCCUACGGCGCUCGUAUCGCGUCGAUGGUGCUCAACGACCCCAAGCUCUUCGCGCAAUGGGAGGAGGACCUGCGCACGAUGAGCGGCCGCAUCAUCGAGAUGCGCAAGGCGUUGCGGGGCAAACUUGAAGAGCUCGGGACGCCUGGCACGUGGAACCACAUCACGGACCAGAUUGGGAUGUUCUCGUUCACGGGGCUGGACGAGCAGCAGGUGGGGGUGUUGCGGGAGAAGUGGCAUGUGUAUAUGACGAAGAAUGGGCGGAUCAGUAUGGCCGGGUUGAACACGGGGAAUGUGGGGUAUUUUGCUAAGGGGGUGGAUGCUGUGGUUAGGGAGACGAAGUAG